Molecule: messenger RNA, 432 nt
Organism: Fomitiporia mediterranea MF3/22
Lineage: Eukaryota; Fungi; Basidiomycota; Agaricomycetes; Hymenochaetales; Hymenochaetaceae
Exons: 1
Coding region: 1-432 (143 amino acids)
Molecular function (GO): protein binding
Source: RefSeq, a predicted model, not a curated record
AUGUUACCAUCCAGUCCCCCGAAAGCGUCAAAAAAUCCACGACAUAUUGCGCAGAAAGGAGACAAACGUCCAAUCGCAGAACUCUUACCGCUCGAGAUAAUUGAAUAUGUCUUCGAAAUUGGAGCGCGUGCGGAAGAAGCAGACAAGGGUUGGGACGGCGUCCGGAAUGCAAAAUACGGCAUGAACGGGCUACUAUCUUUCCCAGCGCGUGUGUCGCAUGUAUGUCGACGCUGGAGAAAUAUUACUAUCGACAUGCCUACACUAUGGACAAAACUCGACUUUACUGAGCCUCGUCCUUUCGUGAAGAGCAAGUGUUGGCUCGAUGGAUCGAAAAAGGCCCCAUUGGAUCUGUAUAUUGACUUGUCGCCAGUUGAGGUCGAAAUUGACGUGGAUGAUAUUGACAAUCAAGACGACGAAAACGAGGAAGAUUGA